UGAAAAGGGAGAUUCUGGCGCUGGACAACGGCAGAAACAGCAACUACUUCACCAGGGACGCAAGAAAACCACCACAAUGAAACCCAGACGCCCUCAGUCCUCCCUCUUCUUCCUCCUCCUAGCCCUCUUCCAGUUUGUUUAUGGACAGUAUGAAUAUUUGGGCUACCCUUCCAACUACCCCGAACCAGAGCAUGAGCAGUACCAGCCCCCUCAGCUCUCCCCGGACGUACCCAGGAUCCAGCUGCGAUUGGCGGGGGACAAACGUAAACAUAACGAGGGCCGUGUGGAGGUGUUUUAUGAUGGACAGUGGGGGACAGUCUGUGAUGACGAUUUCACCCAGCACGCGGCACAGGUGGUCUGCAGGGAACUGGGGUACGUGGACGCAGUUUCAUGGUCCCCAUCUUCAAAGUAUGGCAAAGGGGAAGGGCCCAUCUGGUUUGACAACCUCCACUGCACGGGGACGGAAAAGACCCUGGCGCAGUGCCCAUCCAAUGGCAUCGGGGUGUCGGACUGCAAGCACACCGAAGAUGUGGGGGUGGUCUGCAGCGACAAGAGGAUACCUGGAUUCAAAUUCGUCAACACUAUGGCCAAUCACAUAGAGAGCCUUGACAUCCAGGUGGAGGACGUGCGUAUUCGAGCCAUUCUAUCGUCCUAUAGGAAGAGGGUGCCCGUUACCGAGGGUUACGUGGAGGUCAAAGAUGGCGGUCGUUGGAAGCAGAUCUGUGAUGCUGAGUGGACUCAACACAACAGCCGUGUCAUCUGUGGCAUGUUCGGCUUCCCAGGGGAGAAGAAGUACAACGCUCGGGUCUACAAAAUGUUUGCGCGCAGGAGGAAGCCGACAUUCUGGGACUAUGCAGUGAACUGCACGGGCACAGAGGCGCACCUGUCCAGCUGUAAAUUAGGGACACAGCAAGCCCCACUGGUGAAGGCAAAUGGGACCUGUGCCGGGGGGCUGCCCGUGGUGGUGAGCUGUGUGCCCGGGCGAGCCUUUGCACCCACCCCCAUGACGGGCUUCAGGAAGGCUUUCAGGCAGGAGCAGCCCCUUGUGCGUCUGCGCGGAGGGGCCAUCGUGGGCGAGGGCCGUGUGGAGGUGCUGAAGAACGGGGAGUGGGGUACCAUCUGUGACGACCGCUGGGACCUGGGCUCAGCCACAGUGGUGUGCAGAGAGCUGGGCUACGGCACCGCCAAGGAGGCCCUGUCCGGAGGGAGGCUGGGCCAAGGCAUGGGUCCGGUGCACAUGAACGAGGUGCAGUGUUCUGGCUUUGAGAAGUCCAUCACAGAGUGCGCCUUUAACAAAGAGACGGCCGACUGCAGUCACGAAGAGGACGCAGGGGUCAGGUGUAACGUGCCACACAUGGGCUUCCAGGAGAGGCUGCGUCUGAGUGGGGGCCGCUCUCCGUACGAGGGCCGUGUGGAGGUGCUGGCUGAGAGGAACGGCUCUCUGGUCUGGGGCACAGUGUGCAGUGAGGGCUGGGGAGUCAUGGAGGCCAUGGUGGUCUGCAGGCAGCUGGGACUGGGCUUUGCCAGCAAUGCUUUUCAGGAGACGUGGUACUGGUCAGGGCAGGUGAGCGCAGAUGCUGUGGUGAUGAGUGGAGUCAAAUGCUCCGGCACAGAGAUGUCCCUGUCCCACUGUCUACACCACGGAGCGCACCUGCAGUGUCCCAGAGGAGGAGGGCGCUAUGCAGCUGGGGUCUCAUGCUCUGAUACGGCUCCGGACCUGGUUCUCAACCCUCAAGUGGUGGAGCAGACCACGUACAUGGAGGACCGGCCCAUGUUCAUGCUGCAGUGUGCCUAUGAGGAGAACUGCCUGGCCUCCACCUCCAGCUCUGCGCCUGCUAACACCCACCGCCGCCUUCUACGAUUCUCCUCACAGAUCCACAACAACGGACAGUCCGACUUCAAGCCCAAAGCCCACCGCGAGAGCUGGGUCUGGCACGACUGUCACAGGCACUACCACAGUAUGGAGGUGUUCACACUCUACGACCUCUACAGUCUCAAUGGGAGUAAAGUGGCCGAGGGACACAAGGCCAGCUUCUGCCUGGAGGACUCAGAAUGUGACGAAGGUAUUGAGAAGCACUAUGAAUGUGCAAACUUUGGAGACCAGGGAAUCACAGUGGGCUGCUGGGACACGUACAGACAUGACAUCGACUGUCAGUGGGUGGACAUCACCGACGUCAAGCCUGGAGACUACAUCUUCCAGAUUGUCAUAAACCCCAAUUACGAGGUGCCCGAAACGGAUUACUCCAAUAACAUAGUGAAAUGCAGGUGUCGAUAUGACGGCCACAGGAUCUGGAUGUACAACUGUCACAAUGGUGGUUCAUUGAGUGAGGAGACAGAGCAGACGUUCCCAGGUCUCAUCAAUAACCAGGUCACACACAGGUAAAGACCACAGCAAAACUCAACCAGAUCCACAGAUCCAUGGACCCAGAGAACCAGACCGAAGAGGAGUCUACUGGGUCCAAGUCCCCAGAACCCAGGACAGGCCUGGGUAUCUCGACCUAUGCAACUAUAGAGGACUUCAUAGAACAAUAUAGAACAAAUAAAAAGGACUUCAUAGCAGUAAUACACUCCUCUCACUGGAGUUGAUUUGGAUUUCUUACCUGUUGCAAAGAGACUGGGUCAUUCUUAGACCCUUAAGUCGCCCUGGAGACUGUGGAUAUCUUGCUUAAAGAAAAGUGAUAUGCCGUUUGAAAAGUACUUACAUGUGUCUAUCCUUUAUAGCUUCCUCUGACAACACACCGCUAGCUCGCAUUGUGCCGCUAUACCUCAGAUCCACGAGUCUAUUAUGCAUUGUUCAAGCUAUCAAGUGACUUUUAAAAGUGCUCUAUGUAACUUUUCAGGUGGAAGAUUUCUCCACCAGAAAGAAAAGUGUUAAUAAAUAAAAUGAACCACCACCAGAAGUUGCAUAGUGGACAGGGAUAGGAAUGGAAUGUUUUUGAUAGUAGCGUUCUGGUGCCUCCUUCUUUUAAUAUUUUAAUAUUAUAAGGAUGUGAUUCGUUGUAGUUAGGAAGUAAACAUUACAUACAUACCAAAGCAGAGAUGUACUAAUGAUACUUAAGUUUGAGUAAUGUGGGAAUUGUAAAGGUGCACUGUAUAAUGUUUCUGCUGAGGAUGUUCCCAUGUAGAUGCUAUUGCUUUGCAUGGUUCCACAGUAUGGUAUUAAAGGUAGACAUCUAGCACCUAUUUAUUUACAGGUGUUUUAUUAAAGCUACCAUCUGUAACUGGACUGGCCGACUUGCCCCUGUUGCAUUCUCACAUAUCACCUGCCAAAUCCACUGACCCACAGCUUAGCUCCCACAGAUGAAUACUGUUGUGUCUGUGCGGUGUCGUACACUGGUCUGUGAAUGUGUGUGAGAAUGGGUGAGUGGUUUGUUGAUGUAAAGUGCUUUGAGUGCCUUGAAGGUAGAAAAGCUUUAUAUAAAUGUGAACAUUUACCGUAGAUGCUAUGUAUGUAGCUGCAGUCUGAUAGUGUGCCAGCAGAGGGCACAGGUGAGUCUGGACAAAGGGAGGAGGGAAGUUUCACAUCUGACAUCUACUGGCUUUAAAGCCAUACUGUGGAACAUUCUAGGCAAAGCAAAACCAUUUCUAUGAAGACAAACCAGUAGCAGACCCUCCACCAGAAAAGUUACAUAGUGCACCUUUUAAGGUUUGACUUUUUAUCAAGGGCCAGCUUCUGCUUUUGCUCCUAUUCAUAACUGUUCAAACAAACUGCCACAUGUUCGUUUCUGCCUUUUUUACUGUUUUGUCAGGAUGGACACUUACAUUUCUUCCAAUCAGUUCAUGUUAUGGGCCUUUCAUAGUAUUUUGUAAUUGUAAACACAUUUUAGAAUAAUAUUUUAAUAAUCUGGAUCUCGUGAGAUUGAUAUGUGUAGUCUCUGAAUAUUCUACACCUCAAUCUGGGAUGGCUCUCGCUGAAUGUUUCAACGCUCUGAUCAUUGGUUCUGAACACUAAGACUUGACGUUGAUUGGUGGAAGCAUCACAACAGCAGAACAAGUUGAAAAACUUUAGUUAAAUCCAGAAAAGCACAUGCAUCUUAUCUGUCGACAAAUGCACAAAGCGCUUCCCUCUGCAUGUUUUUCACAAACAGAAUAGUCUCUGUCCUCUAAAGUAGGCUGAAGUACAUCUGCAUCACCCAAACUACAGUGCUGCACUGUGAUUGGUCGGUGCUGCACUGUGAUUGGUCGGUGUGGGACCAGUCAUUUGCAAACGAUUCAGCCGGAUUCAAGACUGACUCUCUCAAGAGUUUGUGAACUCAAAAAAAUUGCAAGAAUUCAUGUGGCUAAUAUUUAAAUAUAAUAAUUUGAAAUUACUCUAUUUUUGGAACAGAUGGACUCUAUGGCUACUUUUCUCCAGAAAGAGCCAAAACCUUUCAAAAAGUGAUUAGAAAAAUAAAUGUUUAAAUUCUACAUUUGUUGUGAAUUAGAUGUAUGUUUUACUGGUGCUAUAGAGCUGGCCCUCUGUUUUCUGAGGGUCAGUACUUUUUUAUUAUAUUCUUUAUACUUGAAGUGAACUUUGAGGAAUAAAGUUAUGGAGCAAUGA
Periophthalmus magnuspinnatus is the source of this 4540-nucleotide messenger RNA. It is a transcript of the gene loxl2b, whose product is annotated as lysyl oxidase-like 2b. Bases 77 to 2383 code for a protein of 768 amino acids. Gene Ontology annotation, cellular component: membrane. The transcript has 14 exons. The record is from RefSeq and is a predicted model, not a curated record. Lineage: Eukaryota; Metazoa; Chordata; Actinopteri; Gobiiformes; Gobiidae. Gene Ontology annotation, biological process: peptidyl-lysine oxidation; sprouting angiogenesis. Gene Ontology annotation, molecular function: protein-lysine 6-oxidase activity; copper ion binding.